Messenger RNA from Spizellomyces punctatus DAOM BR117, 534 nucleotides. RefSeq lists its product as uncharacterized. The coding region runs from base 1 to 534 and encodes 177 amino acids. Lineage: Eukaryota; Fungi; Chytridiomycota; Chytridiomycetes; Spizellomycetales; Spizellomycetaceae. The transcript has a single exon. The record is from RefSeq and is a predicted model, not a curated record.
AUGGAGAAGAGAUUGUACGGAUGGCAUAACGGUGUGCCUCAAUUCCGGGGCGAUGGCGGAAUGGAUGGGGUGGGACCUGAACAGCACAGUAACUUCAGUGGACCUCGAUUCGUAGGAGAAUUCAGCGAAGGGUUCCAGAGGGCAAAGGAUCUCCAUCAGAGAGAGGAUUUAUGGGGCCGAGAAAGUAUGCAUGGAGAAGUCACAGCCCCGGUCUCUGCUUCGCGGUAUCAUUCUGCAUAUCCCUCAGAACAAUUCCGUCCGUACGUGGGAGAAUCUGCACAGAAUCGGAUGGCACCUCCAGAGUCUGCGGAUUUCGUCCCAGGAGAUGUACCGAUGAAUUAUAUGGAGCCUAUGAAUGUACCUAUAGGAGUGACAGAUACUCCAGAACCUAUUAGUGUAUAUUCGUCACACGUUCCCAAUGCUGUACAACCAGUGCUCUUCAAUAGGGAGUUACAGGAUUCACCAUUAUGGGAUUUUAGAGGAUAUAGUGAAGUGUCCAAAAGUUUCAGAGUACGCGGUAAGGCUGCGCUUUGA